Pelmatolapia mariae (spotted tilapia) is the source of this 7758-nucleotide messenger RNA. Its product is annotated as deleted in malignant brain tumors 1 protein-like. Bases 1 to 7758 code for a protein of 2585 amino acids. The record is from RefSeq and is a predicted model, not a curated record. Gene Ontology annotation, cellular component: plasma membrane. Gene Ontology annotation, molecular function: calcium ion binding; serine-type endopeptidase activity. The transcript has 27 exons. NCBI's taxonomy places the organism in Eukaryota, Metazoa, Chordata, Actinopteri, Cichliformes, Cichlidae. Gene Ontology annotation, biological process: zymogen activation.
AUGGACGCCAUUUCCUCUUUGAAGAAUAAGCCUGCUGGCCGGGCAGCGGUACCUCCAGUGAGCCGGGCAGGGACUCCUGUUACCAGCUGUGAUUCAUGUCAUGAUGAAGCCACCUGCUUGGAGUCACGAGAAAGAGGUGACACCUUCACCGGUCACACCCUCUCUUGUGUCUGUAAAGGUGGUUUUGUAGGUGAUGGCCUCACCUGCUAUGACCCAAAAGUUUGCAGUGACUCUUCUUGCUGUGACCGAGGUUACCACUGGUCCUCAGAGAAGGGCUGUGUGGACACUGAUGAGUGUUCCCUCUCAAACUCACCGUGUACACCACCUCAGAUUUGUCACAACACACCAGGCUCAUAUGAAUGUCUGGAGGCUUCCUCCAAGAGCAGAUCAGAGGUCGAUUCCCAAUCUGUCCUAUUUCCCUGUGGAAACACAGUUUGUCCUUCAGGCAUGGACUGCAUCAAUUCCCAAUGUGUGGACCCUUGUCAGAACUACGCAACAUUGAAUGAUGACUGGCGUUCAACAAAUAACACAAAUACUGAGGUCCUACACUGUGAUCGAUAUAUAAACUGGCAAGGCUGGUAUCGCCUGUUUUUUAAUCAAACCAGUGCUCAUAUUCCAGAGAGGUGUGUCGAAUCAAACAGGUGUGGAACCGAUGCGCCUUUGUGGAUAACACAACCUCAUCCCACAUGGUCAGGUGAAAUUGUGAAUCGCACUGUGUGCAAUGUUUGGAGUGGCAGCUGCUGCUAUUUUCAGUCACACACCAUCCAUGUUAAACUUUGCCAUGCAAACUACUAUGUCUACAAACUUGUGAAGCCAUUUGUAUGCAACCUUGCAUACUGUGCAGAGGUGAACACAACUACACCGGUUUUACCUACCACAACACCAAGGCCACAUAACUUCACCACCACACAUGUGACCGCUAAUAUCAUUACCACAACACCAGUGGGCAACAGCACAGCAGUCGAGGGCGAGGUCCGCCUGGUUAAUGGAAACAGCUCCUGCUCUGGCAGGGUGGAGAUCUUCCACAGUGGACAGUGGGGGACGGUGUGUGACGAUGCCUGGGGCCUGGUGGAUGCUCAGGUGGUGUGCAGACAGCUGGGCUGUGGCAGGGUCUUCUCAGCACCAACAAACGCGCGAUUUGGACAGGGCAACGGACCCAUCUGGUUGGAUGAUGUCGCAUGCACAGGCAACGAAUCAAAGCUCUCUGAGUGUCCCCACAGAGGGUUUGGAUCUCAUAACUGUGCCCACUCUGAGGAUGCUGGUGUCGUCUGUGAAGCUGCUUCAACAGUGAGGCUGGUCAACGGUCAGAACCGCUGCUCUGGCAGAGUGGAGAUCUUCAAUGAUGGACAGUGGGGCACAGUGUGUGAUGAUUUGUGGGACCUUAAUGAUGCCAAAGUGGUGUGCAGACAGCUGGGCUGUGGAAGCGCUCGUUCAGCACUACAAAAUGCAGCUUUUGGACAGGGCAGCGGACCCAUCUGGUUGGACAAUGUAGACUGUGUUGGAAAUGAACCAUCAAUAACUAACUGCAGACACAACGGGCUUGGAGUCCACAACUGUGGUCACCAUGAAGAUGCCAGCAUCAUCUGUGAAGUCCAACCAGGAAUCAACAGCACUGUUUUUCCAACAACACCAAGGCCGCAGAACUUCACCACCACACAUGUGCCUGCUAACAUCACUACCACAACACCAGUGGGCAACAGCACAGCAGUCGAGGGGGAGGUCCGUCUGGUUAAUGGAAACAGCUCCUGCUCUGGCAGGGUGGAGAUCUUCCACAGUGGACAGUGGGGGACAGUGUGUGACGAUGCCUGGGGCCUGGUGGAUGCUCAGGUGGUGUGCAGACAGCUGGGCUGUGGCAGGGUCUUCUCAGCACCAACAAACGCGCGAUUUGGACCGGGCAACGGACCCAUCUGGUUGGAUGAUGUCGCAUGCACAGGCAACGAAUCAAAGCUCUCUGAGUGUCCCCACAGGGGGUUUGGAUCUCAUAACUGUGCCCACUCUGAGGAUGCUGGUGUCGUCUGUGAAGCUGCUUCAACAGUGAGGCUGGUCAACGGUCAGAACCGCUGCUCUGGCAGAGUGGAGAUCUUCAAUGAUGGACAGUGGGGCACAGUGUGUGAUGAUUCUUGGGACCUGAAUGAUGCCAAAGUGGUGUGCAGACAGCUGGGCUGUGGAAGCGCUCGUUCAGCACUACAAAAUGCAGCUUUUGGACAGGGCAGCGGACCCAUCUGGUUGGACAAUGUAGACUGUGUUGGAAAUGAACCAUCAAUAACUAACUGCAGACACAACGGGCUUGGAGUCCACAACUGUGGUCAUAAUGAAGAUGCCAGCAUCAUCUGUGAAGUCCAACCAGGAAUCAACAGCACUGUUUUUCCAACCACACCAAGGCCGCAGAACUUCACCACCACACAUGUGCCUGCUAACAUCACUACCACAACACCAGUGGGCAACAGCACAGCAGUCGAGGGGGAGGUCCGUCUGGUUAAUGGAAACAGCUCCUGCUCUGGCAGGGUGGAGAUCUUCCACAGUGGACAGUGGGGGACAGUGUGUGACGAUGCCUGGGGCCUGGUGGAUGCUCAGGUGGUGUGCAGACAGCUGGGCUGUGGCAGGGUCUUCUCAGCACCAACAAACGCACAAUUUGGACCGGGCAACGGACCCAUCUGGUUGGAUGAUGUCGCAUGCACAGGCAACGAAUCAAAGCUCUCUGAGUGUCAACACAGAGGGUUUGGAUCUCAUAACUGUGCCCACUCUGAGGAUGCUGGUGUCGUCUGUGAAGCUUCUUCAACAGUGAGGCUGGUCAACGGUCAGAACCGCUGCUCUGGCAGAGUGGAGGUCUUCAAUGAUGGACAGUGGGGCACAGUGUGUGAUGAUUCUUGGGACCUGAAUGAUGCCAAAGUGGUGUGCAGACAGCUGGGCUGUGGAAGCGCUCGUUCAGCACUACAAAAUGCAGCUUUUGGACAGGGCAGCGGACCCAUCUGGUUGGACAAUGUAGACUGUGUUGGAAAUGAACCAUCAAUAACUAACUGCAGACACAACGGGCUUGGAGUCCACAACUGUGGUCAUAAUGAAGAUGCCAGCAUCAUCUGUGAAGUCCAACCAGGAAUCAACAGCACUGUUUUUCCAACAACACCAAGGCCGCAGAACUUCACCACCACACAUGUGCCUGCUAACAUCACUACCACAACACCAGUGGGCAACAGCACAGCAGUCGAGGGGGAGGUCCGUCUGGUUAAUGGAAACAGCUCCUGCUCUGGCAGGGUGGAGAUCUUCCACAGUGGACAGUGGGGGACAGUGUGUGACGAUGCCUGGGGCCUGGUGGAUGCUCAGGUGGUGUGCAGACAGCUGGGCUGUGGCAGGGUCUUCUCAGCACCAACAAACGCGCGAUUUGGACCGGGCAACGGACCCAUCUGGUUGGAUGAUGUCGCAUGCACAGGCAACGAAUCAAAGCUCUCUGAGUGUCACCACAGAGGGUUUGGAUCUCAUAACUGUGCCCACUCUGAGGAUGCUGGUGUCGUCUGUGAAGCUGCUUCAUCAGUGAGGCUGGUCAACGGUCAGAACCGCUGCUCUGGCAGAGUGGAGGUCUUCAAUGAUGGACAGUGGGGCACAGUGUGUGAUGAUUCCUGGGACCUGAAUGAUGCCAAAGUGGUGUGCAGACAGCUGGGAUGUGGAAGCGCUCGUUCAGCACUACAAAAUGCAGCUUUUGGACAGGGCAGCGGACCCAUCUGGUUGGACAAUGUAGACUGUGUUGGAAAUGAACCAUCAAUAACUGACUGCAGACACAACGGGCUUGGAGUCCACAACUGUGGUCACCAUGAAGAUGCCAGCAUCAUCUGUGAAUUCCAGCAGCCUCCACUCCAGACUUCACAGUUAAUUUGUGGCCGUGAUAAAAUCCAAGUAGGUCUGCAUAUGGGUAGCAUGACAUCCUCCGGUUUGAACCCCUUCUCGGGAAACCUGGCUUCCAGCAACUGUUCCUGGACCAACAGCACACAUGUCAUCUACUUCAACAGUUUAUUCAUCUACCCACUGGCUAAUUUGUCCUUCAUGCUUCCUGUGAGUCUUCCCUUCUCCUGUGCUUAUCCCCUGGACACAGACGCCAGCCUGAAUGUAGCUAUCAGGCCAGACCUGUUCACUGGAGGCAUUUCAGGUUCGGGUCCAAAAGCUAGAGCCUCCAUGUCUCUGUUCCGCAACUCCAACUACACUGAGUCUUAUCCACCAGGCCAAGUCUUCCUCCCAGUGGGUUCACCUCUGUAUGUGGGCGUCUCUGUGGAGGACACAGAUCCAGUUUUGGCAGCUGUUCUGGAGGACUGCUACGCCACUCACUCACCAAACCCUGAUGAUCCCACACAAUAUCCUCUCAUCCAGAACAAGUGUCCCACUGACCGCCAAAAGGUGUCAAUAGUUGAGAGUGGCUCGUCCCUCCGAGCUCGUUUCUCUGCUCUGCUCUUCCUGCUCCAGGGUCAAUACAGAGACAUUUAUCUUCACUGCAGCCUCAGCCUGUGUAACCAGAGGAACUACAACUGUGUACCAUCGUGCACAAGUAGGACACAUCGCUCUGUUUCCAACUCAGCUUCUCUGAAUCCCGUCACCAUUGGACCAAUCACUUCACAAAAGUCGAGGAGGGUGGUCCGUCUGGUUAAUGGUAGCAGCAUCUGCUCUGGCAGCGUGAAGACCUUCCACAGUGGACAGUGGGGCACAGUGUGUGAUGAUUUGUGGGACCUGAAUGAUGCCAACGUGGUGUGCAGACAGCUGGGCUGUGAAAGCGCUCGUUCAGCACUACAAAAUGCAGCUUUUGGACAGGGCAGCGGACCCAUCUGGUUGUACAAUGUCAACACAGCAGUCGAGGGCGAGGUCCACCUGGUUAAUGGAAACAGCUCCUGCUCUGGCAGGGUGGAGAUCUUCCACAGUGGACAGUGGGGGACAGUGUGUGACGAUGCCUGGGGCCUGGUGGAUGCUCAGGUGGUGUGCAGACAGCUGGGCUGUGGCAGGGUCUUCUCAGCACCAAAAAAUGCACGAUUUGGACAGGGCAACGGACCCAUCUGGUUGGACAAUGUCGCAUGCAUAGGCACCGAAUCGAAGCUCUCUGAGUGUCAACACAGAGGGUUUGGAUUGCAUAACUGUGGUCACUCCGAGGAUGCUGGUGUCGUCUGUGAAGAAGUACAGAUACUACUAUUGAAAAAUACUCCAGUAAAAUUUGACAGUGUUCCUUCUUUUGGUUUUCUAUUAGCUGCUUCAUCAGUGAGGCUGGUCAACGGUGAGAACCGCUGCUCUGGCAGAGUGGAGGUCUUCAAUGAUGGACAGUGGGGCACAGUGUGUGAUGAUUCUUGGGACCUGAAUGAUGCCAAAGUGGUGUGCAGACAGCUGGGCUGUGGAAGCGCUCGUUCAGCACUACAAAAUGCAGCUUUUGGACAGGGCAGCGGACCCAUCUGGUUGGAUGAUGUAGCAUGUUUUGGAAAUGAAUCAUCAAUAACUGACUGCAGACACAACGGGCUUGGAGUCCACAACUGUGGUCACCGUGAAGAUGCCAGCGUCGUAUGUGAAGUCCAACCAGGAAUCAACAGCACUGUUUUUCCAACAACACCAAGGCCGCAGAACUUCACCACCACACAUGUGCCUGCUAACAUCACUACCACAACACCAGUGGGCAACAGCACAGCAGUCGAGGGGGAGGUCCACCUGGUUAAUGGAAACAGCUCCUGCUCUGGCAGGGUGGAGAUCUUCCACAGUGGACAGUGGGGGACAGUGUGUGACGAUGCCUGGGGCCUGGUGGAUGCUCAGGUGGUGUGCAGACAGCUGGGCUGUGGCAGGGUCUUCUCAGCACCAACAAACGCACAAUUUGGACAGGGCAACGGACCCAUCUGGUUGGAUGAUGUCGCAUGCACAGGCAACGAAUCAAAGCUCUCUGAGUGUCAACACAGAGGGUUUGGAUCUCAUAACUGUGGUCACUCUGAGGAUGCUGGUGUCGUCUGUGAAGCUUCUUCAACAGUGAGGCUGGUCAACGGUGAGAACCGCUGCUCUGGCAGAGUGGAGGUCUUCAGUGAUGGACAGUGGGGCACAGUGUGUGAUGAUUCUUGGGACCUGAAUGAUGCCAAAGUGGUGUGCAGACAGCUGGGCUGUGGAAGCGCUUAUUCAGCACUACAAAAUGCAGCUUUUGGACAGGGCAGCGGACCCAUCUGGUUGGACGAUGUAGCAUGUUUUGGAAAUGAAUCAUCAAUAACUGACUGCAGACACAACGGGCUUGGAGUCCACAACUGUGGUCAUAAUGAAGAUGCCAGCAUCAUCUUCGAGGGCGAGGUCCGUCUGGUUAAUGGAAACAGCUCCUGCUCUGGCAGGGUGGAGAUCUUCCACAGUGGACAGUGGGGGACAGUGUGUGAUGAUAACUGGGGCCUGGUGGAUGCUCAGGUGGUGUGCAGACAGCUGGGCUGUGGCAGGGUCAUCUCAGCACCAGCAAAUGCACAAUUUGGACAGGGGAACGGACCCAUCUGGUUGGACGAUGUCACAUGCUUAGGCACCGAAUCACAGAUCUCUGAGUGCCGCCACAGAGGGUUUGGAUCUCAUGACUGUGGUCACUCUGAGGAUGCUGGUGUCGUCUGUGAAGGUACUGCUGUAUCAGUGAGGCUCGUCAAUGGUGAGAACCGCUGCUCUGGCAGAGUGGAGGUCUUCAUUGAUGGACAUUGGGGCACAGUGUGUCAUGAUUCCUGGGACCGGAAUGAUGCCAACGUUGUUUGCAGACAUCUGGGCUGUGGCAGGGUCCUUGGAUCACCACCACACGCAUAUUAUGGACAGGGCAGGGGAAUCAUCUGGUUGGAUGAUGUAGGUUGUUUUGGAAAUGAAUCAUCAAUAACUGACUGCAGACACAAUGGGCUUGGAGUCCACAACUGUCUUCACCGUCAUGAUGCCAAUGCUAUAUGUGAAAUCCGGCAGCCUCCAUUCCAGCCUUCACAAUUAAUUUGUGGCCGUGGUAAAAUCCAAGUAGGUCUGCAUAUGGGCAACAUGUCAUCCUCUGGUUUGAACUCAUUCUCGGGCAACCUGGCUUAUGGCAACUGUUCCUGGGUCAGAGUCCAUGAUGAUAUUAUUUGGUAUGAAGUGGAGGCUCGGGCAGAGGCCUGUGGGAAUCUCAUGGAGAUCAACAGCACACAUGUCAUCUACUCCAACACUUUAUUCAUCUACCCACUGGCUAAUUUGUCCUUCAUUCUUCCUUUGAGUCUUCCCUUCUCCUGUGCUUAUCCCCUGCACACAGAUACCAGUCUGAAUGUAGUUAUCGGGCCACACAAGUUGUCUGGAGGCAUUUCAGGCUCAAGUCCGAAAGCUCGAGCCUCCAUGUCUCUAUUCCUCAACUCCGACUACACUGAGUCUUAUCCACCAGGCAGAGUCUUCCUCCCAGUGGGUUCACCUCUGUAUGUGGGCGUCUCUGUGGAGGACACAGAUCCAGUUAUGGCAGCUGUUCUGGAGGACUGCUACGCCACUCACUCACCAAACCCUGAUGAUCCCACACAAUAUCCUCUCAUCCAGAACAAGUGUCCCACUGACCGCCUAAAGGUGUCAAUAGUUGAGAGUGGCUCGUCCCUCCGAGCUCGUUUCUCUGCUCUGCUCUUCCUGCUCCAGGGUCAAUACAGAGACAUUUAUCUUCACUGCAGCCUCAGCCUGUGCAAAAAGGGGUCCUCCAGCUGUGUCCCAUCAUGCACAAGUAGGACACGCCGCUCUGUUUCCAACUCAGCUUCUAUGAAUCCCGUCACCACUGGACCAAUCACUUGUGAGUAUGAAUAA